This is a messenger RNA of Ochotona curzoniae (black-lipped pika), 1724 nucleotides long. It is a transcript of the gene DDX25, whose product is annotated as DEAD-box helicase 25. Gene Ontology annotation, molecular function: RNA helicase activity; ATP binding; RNA binding. The transcript is spliced from 12 exons. NCBI's taxonomy places the organism in Eukaryota, Metazoa, Chordata, Mammalia, Lagomorpha, Ochotonidae. The record is from RefSeq and is a predicted model, not a curated record. Gene Ontology annotation, cellular component: nucleus; cytoplasmic stress granule. Gene Ontology annotation, biological process: poly(A)+ mRNA export from nucleus. Bases 66 to 1514 code for a protein of 482 amino acids.
GGCCGGGCACUUCCUCGCGCCUGUGGUGGGAGCACGUGCUGGGGGCGGGAGCAGCGGCCGCAGCUAUGGCGUCGUUACUUUGGGCAGGCGACGCAGGGGCGGCGGAGAGCGAGCGGCUGAACAGCCAUUUUUCAAACCUCAUCCACACCCAGAAGAACCUUCAUGAUGUUAGGAAUACUGCAGUCCCAGGCAUAGAUGAUUCUUUUAACAUCGAUGAAAAUGAAGAAGAUGAUAUAGUGGACUUGGCAGCUAAUUCACUCUUAAACAAAUUAAUCCGUCAGUCGUUGGUAGAAUCCAGUCACCGAGUUGAAGUCUUACAGAAGGAUCCUAGCUCUCCGCUCUAUUCAGUAAAGACUUUUGAAGAGCUGAGACUAAAAGAAGAAUUACUAAGAGGGAUCUAUGCAAUGGGAUUUAAUAGACCUUCCAAAAUCCAAGAGAUGGCACUCCCCAUGAUGCUUGCACAUCCACCCCAGAAUCUCAUAGCUCAGAGCCAGUCUGGAACAGGGAAAACAGCUGCCUUUGUCUUGGCAAUGCUCAGCAGAGUGAAUGCACUGGAACUAUUCCCACAGUGCCUCUGCCUGGCUCCUACUUAUGAACUGGCUCUGCAAACUGGCCGUGUGGUCGAGCAGAUGGGAAAAUUCUGCUUGGAUGUUCAAGUGAUGUAUGCCAUUCGAGGGAAUCGAAUUCCCAGAGGCACUGAGGUCACCAAACAGAUUGUCAUUGGGACUCCUGGGACUGUCUUAGAUUGGUGUUUUAAGAGAAAAUUAAUUGACUUGACUAAGAUCCGUGUGUUUGUCCUGGAUGAAGCUGACGUGAUGAUUGACACCCAAGGAUUCUCAGAUCAGAGUAUUCGUAUUCAAAGAGCUUUACCCUCCGAAUGUCAGAUGCUCCUCUUCUCAGCAACCUUUGAGGACUCGGUGUGGCAGUUUGCUGAAAGAAUCAUUCCUGAUCCUAAUGUUAUCAAGUUGCGUAAAGAGGAGCUGACCCUGAACAACAUCAGACAGUAUUACGUGUUAUGCGAGAACAGGAAAGAAAAAUACCAAGCGCUGUGCAACAUUUAUGGUGGCAUCACUAUCGGCCAGGCCAUCAUCUUCUGUCAGACUCGUCGAAAUGCCAAAUGGCUGACUGUGGAAAUGAUGCAGGAUGGCCACCAGGUGUCCUUGUUAAGCGGAGAGCUGACCGUGGAACAGCGGGCUUCUAUCAUCCAGAGGUUUCGAGAUGGGAAAGAGAAGGUUCUUAUAACAACCAACGUGUGUGCUCGAGGGAUUGAUGUGAAGCAGGUCACGAUUGUUGUGAAUUUCGAUCUCCCUGUCAACCAGUUAGAGGAGCCGGACUAUGAGACGUACCUGCACCGUAUAGGGCGCACGGGACGCUUUGGGAAGAAGGGCCUUGCCUUCAACAUGAUUGAAGUGGAUAAACUGCCGCUGCUGAUGAAGAUUCAGGAGCACUUCAACCGAAAUAUUAAGCAGCUGGACCCUGAAGACAUGGAUGAGAUUGAAAAGAUUGAAUACUGAAGAAAGAACUUUAUUGUUUGUGAAAUAUCCUAGUUUAAGUGAGAAUGUCCCAGUGGGUUUUGAAGGUAAUUUUUUUUUUUCAAUGUUUGAGGCUCUUUCAACAAAAAACUUUUUAGGAUGGCAUAGUCAUGGUGUUUGUUCAGAGACUUGAGAUCUUUCUGAAACCAGAUUGAUGUAAAGCACGUGAUCUUUUUGAAUAAAAAAAAAAGA